This is a messenger RNA of Entrophospora candida, 1722 nucleotides long. Lineage: Eukaryota; Fungi; Glomeromycota; Glomeromycetes; Entrophosporales; Entrophosporaceae. The record is from the annotation of a GenBank genome assembly.
AUGCAAGCAAGGAAUGUUGACGCAAAAUCUGGAGACAGAGGACAUGAUAAUCACGGAUGGUUAGAUACUUAUCAUACUUUUUCAUUUGCAAGUUACUUUGAUGCAAAAUAUCAAAGUUUUGGAUCAUUACGUGUAAUAAAUGAAGACAAAGUAAAACCAAAUACUGGUUUCGGUGCUCAUCCACAUCGUGAAUUUGAAAUUUUUUCUUAUAUUAUUUCCGGCGAAUUACAACAUAAAGAUUCGAUGGGAAAUGUAGAAAUAUUAAAGCGUGGCGAUAUACAAUUCACUACUGCUGGUACUGGAAUCACACAUUCCGAAUAUAACAUUCAUCCAACUAAAUCUGUUCAUUUCUUACAAAUUUGGGUCAAACCUAACCAAUCUCAUCUCAAACCUGCCUAUUAUACCAAGUCUUUUCCCGAUACGGUGAAACUAAAUAAUUUAACGCAUACAAUCUCUCCAUUCAACGACAAAAUUCACAAUGGUGAUGUUGAUGAAAAUUCAAAAAAUACUAUUGGAAUACACUCUGAUUUUCAUAUGUUUGCAAGUUUAUUAGAACCUAAUAAAAAAGUUGCGCAUAUUAUUCAAAAAAAUGACAUCUACAAUUUCACAAGUAAUGGUGACGUUGAUAAAAAUAGCAAUGAUAGUAGUAGUGAUAUUAGAAGAGUAUAUGUUCAUUUAACAUCUACCGGUGGUGAAUUAAAAGUUAACGAUGACGAGGAUCAAUUGACGUUGAAGCCAGGAGACGGAGUCUUCAUAACAGAUGUUAAAGCUGGAGACAAAAUUAAAUUUGAGAAUGAAGAAGAAGAAGAUAAUGAUGUGAAUGACGACGAGGAAAAGGUUGGUGAGAGGACGACUGUUUUGAGGCUUCCGAAAAGAAACGACUAUGAAAUUGGAUAUUAUGUAUCAUCUGACUAUAAAAAUCUUGGUAUAGCAACUUCAGCAGUUGAUUUUAUUACAAAUGAAAUAUUUUUCAAAGAAUUUAAUUGUGAAAAAAUAUAUGGAAUGAUAUUUAAAGAUAAUAUUGGAAGCGAGAAAGUAUUACGAAAAAGUGGAUUUGAAUUUGUUGGAGAGAUUGAAGGAGGUGGAAACGGGGAAGGAAUUUCUGUUCUAUUUGGUCUUAGGAUUGGAUCACGUAGGAAUAUUGUAGAGCAAGUAUUAAAAUUCACUUCUAAAUAUUCUGGUAUAAAUAAAAAUGGUUGCAUAUAUGGUAUUGGUUUAAAUAAUAAUCCUUCUUUUGAUGAUGACGAUGAUAAGGACGAGGCGAAAGUAGAAGAUGUUGGAGAUGAUGACAUGGAUGAUGAUUUUGAUGAGGUGGAAGAUGUUGGAGAUGAUGAGGUAGAGGACGUUGGAGAUGAUGAGGUAGAGGACGUUGGGGAUGAUGAAGUGGGAGGUGGUUCUGAUGAUGAGGUGGGAGGUAGUUCUGAUGAGGCUGAAGGUGUUGGAGAUGAUGAGGUGGAGGACGUUGGGGAUGAUGAAGUGGAAGGUGAUUCUGAUGGGGUGGAUGGUGUUGGAGACGAUGAGGUAGAUGAUGUUGGAGAUGGGGUUGGAGAUGAUGAAGUGGAGGAUGAUUCUGAUGAUGCUUGUGAUUUUUCCGAUGGCGCUGAUUUUUCUAAUGGCUUUGAUGGUUUUGACGGUGAUGGAUCUAACAAGAACGUAAUUGCUGAUGGUUUUACUGAAAUUACUUCGCCAUCUUUUGCUAGAUAUGAUGGUGCAUUUACCUGA